This is a messenger RNA of Macrosteles quadrilineatus (aster leafhopper), 1193 nucleotides long. Its product is annotated as zwei Ig domain protein zig-8-like. The transcript has 7 exons. NCBI's taxonomy places the organism in Eukaryota, Metazoa, Arthropoda, Insecta, Hemiptera, Cicadellidae. Gene Ontology annotation, biological process: synapse organization. The record is from RefSeq and is a predicted model, not a curated record. Bases 120 to 1049 code for a protein of 309 amino acids. Gene Ontology annotation, cellular component: neuron projection membrane.
AGCGCUGCUAGUGUGCGGGGUGGCGUUUGUGUCUUGUGACAUUUGCUGGCCACUUGGAUAAUUAUUUUAGACAGUCAAGUAUAGCUUGAGCAGUCCAGCUUGACAAUGACGACGUAGCUAUGUUUCUGUGGAUGUUGGUGAUAAGCUUAUGGCUUCACAUUGACACAGCAGCGAAAUCAGAUAAAGACAUAGAGGAGGUUACAGUCAACCAGCUGCAUGUGGUUUGGCACCAGACAACUUCCGGUUUGCAAGAUGACGUACAUUCCACACCUUCCGCUGAUGACGUCACCACGACACCUCUCAUGCCUUUCUUCGAAGACUCUGGCACAUUCGUAAACGUCACAGUACAGUUUGGUGCCAACGCUCUUCUACAUUGUCGAGUGCACGAGCUCACGGACAAAACUACGGUGUCGUGGCUGCGCCGCGAGGAGGGUCAGCUUCACUUGUUGUCCGUUGGCUUGGACAUAUACGCCGGUAAUACCCGGUACACAGCGGCCCUGCUUCACCCCAACGACUGGACACUCUCAGUCAGGGGUGCCGAGGAGUCAGACGAGGGUUGGUACGAGUGUCAGGUCUCCUCACAUCCACCGCUGGUACACACGCUGUACCUACGUGUCAUAGUUCCAGAGCUUCAGAUAUGGGACGAGAGAGGGAUCCCAUUGAAGAACAAGUUCUACAACGCUGGCAGUACCAUAGAGCUUAAGUGCUCGAUAUCGAAGGUGCCAAAACCUUCACACUUCAUUUUAUGGAAACACGGCAACAACAUCCUCAACUAUGAUGUCACUAGGGGGGGAAUCAGUGUUAAGACGGACAUAGUGAGUGAUGGAGUCAAUAGUCGUCUGUACAUAGCUAACGUCGGACCACAAGACUCCGGCAACUACACUUGCCACCUAGCGGACGUAGCAGAAACUACAGUUUCAGUCCACGUGCUCAAUGGUGAGACGCCAGCAGCUAUGCAACAUGGCGGCACCAGCUGUUUGUUUCCCGCCAAGUUUCCACUCGUUGCGAUCCUCUUCUUUCUGUUUUCCACAAUUUUAAAUUCCAGAUGACGGUUCCUCUCCGAUCCGAUUUAUUAAAUAUUGUUGUGUCUUUCGUUUAUAAUGUAACUGAGCUCACUUACCCAAGAAAUAUUGUUUAAAAUGUUGUACUUUGUUUGAUUGACAUUUAUGAAACGUUUAUAUACUGUAUGAUAU